GCGCGCAUCUCAGAGCGCAGCGGGGAGGCACCAUUGACUGGAGCCUAACGACCAUUAUUUCGUCAUCAUUUGUAACCAUGGAGCAUGAAUUACCUCUUGAAGUCAUCAGUGAGGAUUUACGACUGGUCAACAAAGGCACGUGAUUCCCGAACGCUCUCCCAUAUUUGGCCGCAUACCUGGCAAAGUACAGUAGGGCUUCAUUGCUUAUAAUUCAUGAUUGCAUCCAUAAAUCGUGCAAGCACACAGGAUUAUAGCGACAAAGAUCUACAAAUCGAGGCUUUAAAAAUCCAAGCAAAUGAGCUCUUACUUUGUAAACUCGUUCUCAGGGCGCUAUCCAAAUGGCUCCGACUAUCAGUUACUAAAUUAUGGGACUAACGGCGCUGUGAGCGGUUCCUUCAGAGACCCUGGCACCAUGCACUCCGGGUCUUUCGGCUACAACUACAAUGGCAUGGACCUAACUGUGAACCGCACCAACACCGGCGGCCACUUCGGGGCCGUGCGGGAGGAUGCCCGGGGAUUCGGUCCGGACGCGCGCUACAGACAGACCCCAAACUGCUCGCUCUCAUCCCCAGAUUCGGUGCCGCCUUCGUGCGCCACGGCCAGCCGGGAGCCGCUGGAACUGAAAAGCCCCUCGCCUCCCUCCGACCGGAGCACCACCUCAGGUGCUCUCAGCAAAGCCACCGGCGCGCAUUUCACGGAGAUAGAGGACGCCUCCGUCGCCGCGGAGAGCGAAGAAGGCGCGCACGGCAGCGGCGGCUCCGGAUCCCGGGCGCAGCAGCAACAGCAGCCGCAGCAGCAGCACCAGGAACCCAACGCCACCUCCUCCACUCCCACAGCAAACGAUUGCCAAACGCCACAAAUAUUUCCCUGGAUGCGGAAACUGCACAUAAGCCAUGAUAUGACUGGACCUGAUGGGAAAAGGGCCCGAACUGCGUACACCCGCUACCAGACGCUAGAGCUGGAGAAAGAGUUUCACUUCAAUAGGUACCUAACCAGACGGCGGAGGAUAGAGAUAGCCCACGCCCUGUGUCUUUCGGAAAGACAGAUCAAAAUCUGGUUUCAGAACCGCAGGAUGAAGUGGAAGAAGGACAAUAAACUGAAAAGCAUGAGUCUUGUAACAGGAGGCAGCGCCUUCCACAACUAAACAACUUUCUGGGGAGAGUAAAUUGAUAAGAACGUGAAAGAAAAAAAGGAAAAAAAGUACUGUAAAGCUAUUUAAAAAGCGCAGCACCUUUCAGCAUGCCAUUGUGAUAGAAAAAGAAGAUGUGCUCUUAAAAAAUGCAAUUUUUAGUUGUUGUAGCUUAGAUGUAUUUGAAAAGAAGAUAAAAAAUCAUAAAUCUGUAAAUAUCUUUGGGGUUGUUCGUCCAUUCUCUUUGCUCUCUCUUUAAAGUGUUUUCUGUCUUUAUUGUAACUUCUUGACGGUCUAACAGGAGUAAAUUCAUUGUACAGUUAAAAAAAGAAAAAAGUAUAAAAAAUAUCAAAAGCAACGCAACUUUUAAACCCAUAUGCUGCUUUUCAUUGAAAGCGCUUUAGUGUGACUUUUACUGCUAUUUUGAUGGUUAACUUGUGGCCAAGAUCAUAAACUUUCAUAAACAAGCCAAUGUUUAGCUCUAGGAUAUUUUGUGCAUCUAUUAUUAUCAUAUUAUUAUUAUUAUUAUUGUUUAGAAGUAAUUGCAAAAGAAUAUAUACAACCUGUUAAUGUGAUAAACUUUUUGUGCAAAGGGUUAUUCUGUGGAUAGGCAGUGAUGUAAGCUUUUUUUUUUCUUCGCCAAUGAGCUUUUGUAUUUGUAAGUGAACUGAUAGCGCUUGAAAAUAAAGUUUCUCUCAAUCGUU
Messenger RNA from Oryzias melastigma (Indian medaka), 1833 nucleotides. Its product is annotated as homeobox protein Hox-B5b. NCBI's taxonomy places the organism in Eukaryota, Metazoa, Chordata, Actinopteri, Beloniformes, Adrianichthyidae. The record is from RefSeq and is a predicted model, not a curated record. The coding region runs from base 296 to 1144 and encodes 282 amino acids. The transcript is spliced from 2 exons. Gene Ontology annotation, molecular function: DNA-binding transcription factor activity, RNA polymerase II-specific; RNA polymerase II cis-regulatory region sequence-specific DNA binding. Gene Ontology annotation, biological process: anterior/posterior pattern specification; regulation of transcription by RNA polymerase II. Gene Ontology annotation, cellular component: nucleus.